Molecule: messenger RNA, 1887 nt
Organism: Babesia ovata
Lineage: Eukaryota; Apicomplexa; Aconoidasida; Piroplasmida; Babesiidae
Product: glutamate--cysteine ligase
Exons: 1
Coding region: 1-1887 (628 amino acids)
Biological process (GO): glutathione biosynthetic process
Molecular function (GO): glutamate-cysteine ligase activity
Source: RefSeq, a predicted model, not a curated record
AUGAAUCCAAGCACCCGUUCGGCGAAGCUCAUGCCAUGUGGACCUCAAUUGUUGGAUAGGAUUCCAAUGUCGACCGAGCCUGAUGCCGAUCGAUUCUUUUUCAUGCCCGAGUUCGGCGCGUUCAUGGUGGAGGGAACGCCUGGUGCGCCAUGGGUUUUGGACAAGGAUAAUACGGCGGAAGUGUUUGAGUGGUUCAGAGGAGCACGGCGUCACAUACGUCUUGGGCUGGAAAGCAUGGGCAUUACCGAUGUUUACCCAUUCACGCUAACAUCGUUUCCUCUUAUGGGCACGCCCGAUUCCGUUUCCGACCAUCCUAUGAUUAAGCCACCUCAGGAACCAGUUAUGCGGAGCGAAUUUUGCAGCGACGUGCUGGUGAACCCUCAUCCCCGUUUUGUAACAUUGGCGAGAAAUAUACGGACUCGUAGGGGUAAGAAGGUGCGCAUUCAGUCGCCUCCCUUCUUUCCUAAUCCCAAAAAUAUGCCGGCAAGGGCACACGCAAGCAGCGCAUCCGGCACCGAUGCUCCGUUAAAGGACCUAGAUGAAGACGCUCAAUCCUCACCUGCGCCGCCCACUGUCAAAGAUGCAGCGGUAUCUGCGGAAGAAAGUGAUCCUGUUUCAUCCAAUACUGUUAACUCAAGUUAUGACUUCCGCAAGGAAGCUGAGGCGUCACUCUCGUCGGCGUUCAUCAAUCCGGUUGGGCGGAUUGAUGACACCGACCUGCGGGCAGAAAUCGACCGGAUAAUCGUUUCCAGUGACGUACGCAACCAGGUUGAAGAAUAUGACUACCCGCCGUCAGACCACGACCCGAUUUACAUGGACGCUAUGGUGUUUGGCAUGGGUAUGUGUUGCCUCCAGGAGACCUUCAGCUGCGUCGAUGAACUGGAAGCUCGAUACCUAUACGACCAGUUGACCGUGCUAUCGCCCCUUUUCCUUGCGCUGACGGCGGCUACGGCGGUGUUCAAAGGCACAAUGUCAGCGCAUACGACGCGUUGGCGGGUGCUCUCGCAGUCAGUCGACGACCGCCGCGACGAAGAACUCGAACAAGUCCCGUUUUCCAGGUUCUCCACUGUGUCGCUGUAUUUGUCGCUAGAGCCAUACCUUUUGGCCAACUAUACGUCUCUGAACGACGUGCUCGUCCCAUCGCGGCCGGACGUAUACGAGGCGUGCGUUUCCGCAGGUCUGGAUCGUGUAAUAGCGCGACACUUUUCCGCCAUCAUGUCACGUGACCCGCUCGUGACUUUUGAGCAGGAUUUAGAUGCCGUCGAUAUCCACAAUACGGAUGAGCACUUUGAAUGCUUUCAGAGCACCAACUGGAAUACGGUGCGUCUGAAGCCGCCUCCGUUGAAGGGGUCUGGGUACCCCAUUCCUUGGCGCGUGGAGUUUCGAUGUUGCGAAGCUCAGCUGCGCGACGAUGAGUCCGCGGGCCUGGCAUGCAUAAUCGCACUGAUGGUACGUGUCAUCUUGAAGGAGCGUUGGAAUCUGUAUAUGCCUAUGUCUCUAGUUCACGAGAAUAUGGAGGCAUCCGACAGCCAGGACGCUAUAACGAAGCACAAAUUUUACUUCGUUACCAAUCUGAAUGGUAGCAGUUACGAGCUCGCGCGCUACACACUUCGCGAGAUUUUCUUUGACUUGGAUAAGCUGGGUCUGCUUGCUCGUUGCGCUAACCACUUGGACAGUGAGUUGUCCUCCGGUGCGAUAUCACAGGAAUCGCACGAUUUGCAAAUGGAGUACCUCAACGUGCUUAAGAAUCGAGUGUACGGGGCCAGCGCCACGAAUUCACAGGAGAUCCGCGACUAUGUGUUGGGCCACCAAGACUUCCGCGGAGACGGCGUUGUAACCCAGAGUGUAGUGUAUGACAUGCUUGAUGCAAUUGCAAAGUCUAAUUAG